Peromyscus eremicus (cactus mouse) is the source of this 621-nucleotide messenger RNA. RefSeq names its product keratin-associated protein 5-5-like. The record is from RefSeq and is a predicted model, not a curated record. The transcript has 3 exons. Gene Ontology annotation, cellular component: keratin filament. The coding region runs from base 1 to 621 and encodes 206 amino acids. NCBI's taxonomy places the organism in Eukaryota, Metazoa, Chordata, Mammalia, Rodentia, Cricetidae.
AUGUCGCCCAAAGAAUGUUGCUCCUCAGUAAACAUUAACAAGAGUCCAAGGUUCCUCCAGCUUCUGGUCCUGUUUGAGAAGGAGCAGCUGCAUCUGGAUGCAGGCUGCGGGUCUUCUUGUUGCCAGUCUAGCUGCUGCAAGCCCUGCUGUUGCCAGUCCAGCUGUUGCAAGCCCUGCUGCUGUCAAUCCAGCUGCUGCAAGCCCUGUUGCCCUUCAGGCUGUGGGUCUUCUUGUUGCCAGUCCAGCUGCUGCAAGCCCUGCUGCUGUCAGUCCAGCUGCUGCAAGCCCUGCUGUUGCCAGUCCAGCUGUUGCAAGCCCUGCUGCUGUCAAUCCAGCUGCUGCAAGCCCUGUUGCCCUUCAGGCUGUGGGUCUUCUUGUUGCCAGUCCAGCUGCUGCAAGCCCUGCUGCUGUCAGUCCAGCUGCUGCACACCCUGCUGCUGUCAGUCCAGCUGUUGCAAACCCUGCUGCUGUCAGUCCAUCUGCUGCAAGCCCUGCUGCUGUCAAUCCAGCUGCUGCAUGCCCUGCUGCUGUGAGUCCAGCUGUUGCAAGCCUUGCUGCUGUCAGUCCAGCUGCUGCUGCAAGCCCUGCUGCUCUUCAGGCUGUGGGUCUUCCUGCUAUUAG